AUAUAUCAGCUUUUUCGUAAUAUUUCUAUUUUUUGUAAUUAUAUGUGUGAGGUGCAGAUGGGGAAACCUUUUCACAGAUGAGAGAGCCAAAACCCGAAGUUCAUGCUUUUUUUUCGUAUCUUUAAUGUAGUUAUCGUAACCAAAUAAACCGUCCACAAUGUUUUAAAGUAUUUAUAAUGUAGCUAACCUAACCUAAUUGACCAUUAGUAUCCUUUUAUCAACACCGCCAUAUUUAUUUACAAUGAACGAAAAAAAAUAACCGAAGAUGCACGAUCGGGCGUUUGGCUCUCUCGUCUGUGAAAAGAAGGCUUCCCAGGUGCAGAUCACCGUUUGAUAAGUCUUCGUCGUGCGACGUGCGACGCUAGCGCCCGUGUGCAGCGGUGGCAAAAGAGAGAGAGAGACUGGAACUGGGAGUCAAGUCGCGUCGGCCGGACUGUACACACCGGUCUCCGCGCACGGAGUUUCGCGCGGCGCGGGUGGAAACGUUUAACUGGGCGUGCCUCAUGUUUCGUCCACACGAAAUGUGUUAAAAAAGGUUUCGGAGCUGCACGGUGGUUUAGGACUUUACUACGAGUGCACGAGGUUCACGGUGCCAGCGCAUCUGGCUGUAUUCACGAGGAGGCGCGCGAGUUUUUCGUCAUCGUACCGGUGAUGCAACAGAGCUAGGACCAAGUUGACUUCGCCUUCUUGGCUCUACUCGCAGACGUGCUAAUCGAGGAUCGUGAAGUUGUGAGGGAGUAAGAAGAAGACUGACCGUGCUACGGGUCGUAAGUACGCUCUGCGCCACGCUGACAACCCUCGACUACAAACCUGAUGCCCACCGCGGACCUGUUCAGCGACCCGGAGACGACUGCCUACUCGCAGCUGCUGUUCGACACGGAGAGGGACCAGGUGGUGGUCGGCGCGAGGGACGCCCUGUACCGCCUGUCCCUGCGGGGGCUGACCCUGCUGGAGAAGGCCUCGUGGCCGGCGCCCGGCGACAAGGCGGCCCUGUGCCAGGUGAAGGGCCAGUCCGAGGCCAGCUGCCACAACUACGUCAAGGUGCUGCUGACCAACGGCAAGAGGCUGUUCGCGUGCGGCACCAACGCCUUCUCGCCGCAGUGCUCCUGGAGAGAGCUAGAGAACGUGAACAACGUGCUAGAGCUGGUGAAGGGCGUGGCCAAGUGCCCCUACAACCCUCUGGCCAACGUGACUGCGCUGCUGACGAGGGGCGGCCAGUACUUCGUGGGCAGCCCCGCCGACUUCUCGGGCGCCGACCCGGCCAUCUACCGCAGCAUGAGCACCGGCGACCGCGCCACGCUGCGCACCAACCAGUACAACAGCAAGUGGCUCAACGACCCGCAGUUCGUGGGCUCCUUCGAGCGGGACGGCUUCGUGUACUUCUUGUUCCGCGAGAGCGCCGUCGAGUACAUCAACUGCGGCAAGAUAAUCUAUUCCCGCAUCGCACGAGUGUGCAAGAAUGACAGCGGAGGGGAGCUGAUGCUGAAGGACAACUGGACCACGUUCGUGAAGGCGAGACUCAACUGCUCCCUCCCGGGGGAGUAUCCUUUCUACUUCGACGAGAUCCAGGGCAUGGCAUACGUGCCUUCAGUGGACAUGGUGUAUGCCACGUUUACAACCCCGAGCAACAGCAUACCGGGCUCGGCGAUCUGCGCCUUCAACAUGACGGCGAUCAACUCCGCGUUUGCGGGCCCGUUCAAGCACCAGUCGAGCAGCGGCUCGGCCUGGGAGCCCCACCACACCCCUCGCCGCCACCACUUCGAGUGCCAGGCGGCGGCACCCCAGUCCCGCCAGCUGCUGGACUCGUCCAAGUACCAGCUGAUGGACCACGCGGUGCAGCCGACCACGCUCGGCCCGCUCUACACCGGCCAGCUGGAGACCCUCACCCACAUCGCGGUGGACGUCAUGUCCACAAACCUCUACAGUGACCAGCACGUGCUGUAUGUGGCGACCACCACUGGUUUCGUGAAGAAGAUAUCCGUACUCUCGCGCACUCACGAGACGUGCGUUGUGGAAGUGUGGAAGCUGCACUCCGGGGAGUCCCCGGUGCCAAUCAACACUGUGCAGUACCUCAAGGAGACUGAGUCCGUGUACGUGGGGCUGACGGAGGGCGUGCUGCGCGUCCCGGCGCAGCACUGCGACAGGCACGGCAGCCGCGAGGCCUGCCUCAACGCCAUGGACCCGUACUGCGGCUGGAACGAGCUUAAAGAGCAGUGCACCACCGCCCCCAACCGCAACCCGCUGGCCAAGUACUGGCAGCAGUCCGUCACCCGCUGCCCUGUGCUCACCGAUCCAGUGGAUGGGGGCUGGGGCAGCUGGUCCAGCUGGUUCCCCUGCUCGCACCUGGGCCCGGGCCAAACGGAGCCGGGCGGCGACGAGUGCAGCUGCCGGCGGCGGCACUGCGACAACCCGGCGCCGCGGCACGGCGGCCGGCCGUGCGAGGGCGUCUCGGUGGCCGUGGCCAACUGCACGGUGCACGGGGGCUGGACCGCCUGGUCGGCGUGGUCGGCCUGCUCCCAGACGUGCGGCAUGGCCGUGAAGACGCGGCGGCGGCAGUGCGGCAACCCGGCGCCCGCUCACGGCGGCCGCGUGUGCGUGGGGCCCGACCACAGCGAGAUAUACUGCACGACCAACCCUCCCUGCCCCGCGCUAACCCCGCCUCCCCGCGACGGAGGCUGGAGCUCGUGGGGCCCCUGGGACGAGUGCUCUGCCUCUUGCGGGGGCGGCUACAGGGUGCGCCGGCGGCGCUGCGACAACCCCGCCCCGGAGCAUGGCGGCCAGGACUGCCAGGGCUGCCACACCGACCACGAGACGUGCGGUGCCGUCGCCUGCCCCGAGGUGAGGCGGCUGUCGCAGUGGACCCCCUGGCUGCCGACCAACGCCUCUGCCGGCGGCGGGGGGUCGUACCUGGAGCGGCGGUACCGGUUCUCGUGCAAGGCGCCCGUGGGCGACCCCGCGCUGCUCAAGAUCGUCCCGGUCAAGGAGGAGGACAGAUACUGCAACGCAGACGGAUCCUGCAUGAAGACAGGUCGCGGCGACGGGGAGGAGGCCUGGUCGGAGUGGACCGGCUGGUCUGAUUGCUCGGCCGAGUGCGGCACGGGCCACCAGCACCGCACCCGGACGUGCGAGGGACGCCGCGAGAGCUGCGAGGGAGCUUCGAGCAUGGCGCGCAGCUGCAACACCCACCCUUGCAGAGGCGAGUGGGGCUGCUGGACGGACUGGUCUUCGUGCUCGGCGACGUGCGGCCAGGGCAGGCGCCAGCGCACCCGCCUGUGCCUCAGCGUCGGCAGCCGCAACCUGCUGGAGACGGGCUGCGACGGCUCCUCCGUGCAGCAGGAGCCCUGCGAGUUGGCCAGCUGCGAGUCCCUGCAAGGUUGGGAGCCGUGGACGGUGUGGUCGGAGUGCGACAGGCAGGACGAGCAGCACCGCCGCAGGAAGUGCCUCACCACGAACCCUGGACCCGAGCUGUGCCAAGGACACGACCAGGAGACCCGCAUGUGCGUCGAGCUGCGGGACGACAACGAAAUAUCUCCGCUGGGGGUCCAGAGCAGCCUGGACUCCAGCGGCGCUGGCUCAGUCUCUGUCGGCGUGAUCCUCGGUUCGUGCCUGGUGGCGUUCCUGGUGGGCGUGAUCGCCGGCACGGCGCUGUGGUACUUCUACCAGCAGCGCAAGAGACCGCGCGUUCCCGGCAGCCCGCACUACAUAUCGUCCAAGCAGAACCCGUACGUGACGGUGCCGCUGAAGGAGACAGCGGCCGCGGCGACGACUCCGAGCGCCAAGCGCGCGCCGUCGGGGGCCGGCGGCCUGCCCGGGAGCCCGCACAAGGGCUCGGCCAAUGGCGGGACGCCCAAGCUGUUCGCCAAGCCGCUCGUCGAGUACGAGACGGCCACCAUAAAGAGGAACAGCCACGGCAUGGCGAACGGGCACAUGCGCACAGACUUGGAGCAGGACAAGUUCUUCUGAAGAGGAGCAGUCGCGCAUCGUCCUUCCUCGCCGGAAAAUAGGCCUAUGCAGGGUGGUUGGGGGGAUGGGGGUGGAGUUCAUCCCCCUCCCCCUCUCUUAAAUUCCUAAAAAAAAAAAACAUAUAUCGUUCCCACCAACAAAUAUAAAUAUUCGCACCCCGAGUACAAGACUAUCGUAACUCAAAAAAAUAGAGUUUUUGAGAUAUUUUUACCAUAAGCAGGAAAAUAUCAUUAUCUAGGCACUGCAAGACUAUCGCAAUAUUAUAUUUACUUUUACGGGACUUAUGACAAAUAAUGUAGUGUUGCACUCUGGAAAAUAUUGUAUAAGAAUAUGUGCAAGACUAUGGCAUCUGAGUUGUGAUCGUGUUGCACUGAUUUUUGAGUUACGAUAGUCUUGUACUCAGGGUGCGCAAUGUGAAAGGAAAACAGCAAGUAAUGACGUUCUAUACCCCCUUCCCCCCCACCCAAAGCCUGAAAUGAAAUUUGGCGUGUGCUUCAGCUGCAAAACAACAAUCUUAGAUUGUGUACAGUAUUGUUUUAAGACCACCUAUGUGGUUCACGAUAUGAGAGUAAUGAGAAACUAGUGUCUUAAAAGAUGUUUUUAAGUGAAGACACUCUUAAAAAUGAAAAACUUGUUAUUUAGUGCCUAAUCAAUGUGAGACUUCUGAAACUGCCAACUGGCUGUAUGGAUUGUGAAUUCUAGGUGGACAAAUGUAGAAUCAUUGACUGCAAUUCGGUUUGCUUGUGGUGACAACACGGACUAAUAUUUUAAUUAGCUGUGUGGUCGUGAGUAAUAAUUGUGGUGCUGCGAGAAAAGAACAGAAUGUAUUUUUCCUAUGGAUGUUCAUAUUAAAUUUUUAUUUUUUUAUAACAUGUGGAUUUAAUAAUAAUGUUACUUGUUGCAGAUAAUGAUAUUUUUUUUAUUAUGAAAAUGAUUUUACAAAUUGUGUGCUAAAUUAUAGCUGUCUUCCAGCAUGUGUGUUGUAGGAAAAUGGAAGUUACAUUUUAUGGAAUGUUAAUGGUAUGAAUUUUACAGAUGUACCUUGAGAAUUUAUUGAUAACCUAACUACUUAGGAGUUCUUAAAACCUUGAGUAAGAACUCAGUGGUUUGUUUUUCAAUUAAAAAAAGGGACCAACAUUGAUAAUAAUUUUUGCAAGACUUUGCCCUAUCACAAUUGUUGUCUUCUUGACAUACCAGCGAUUUUAUAUAAGGAUAAGUCAACUUAAAAAAAAUACCAAAAUAUAUCUGAAUAAAAUAUUCACAUACUCAUUGCAUCAUUUGUGGUGUAAAAUCUUGAAUAUACUCUUAUCCUUAAAAACAGGCUUCAGUUUUGUAACUACAGACAAAGUUAAUAAUGAGCUAGGAUGUUUGGAUAUGUGAGAAAGCUAGGAAAAUAGGAAUACAGGAAAUAAGGCAAUAUAAUAAAUACUUAAGGUAUACAUACAAUGAAGACAUACUAACACUAAACAUUCAAUACAAUGGUUUUUCACUCAUUUUUACUCACUCUUUGCCUUUUACUAUAAUACUGGUUAGCUAAUGAAAAAAUGCUUUAGUACUUGCAAGUCACUUUAGAUUGAUAAACAGUUAUUACUUUUGAUUUGACAUGAAAUAUCAAGUCAAAUUUUGAAUCUUUGUACAUGCAAACAUGCACGAAAUGCAUAUAAAUGGUUGAAAAAAAAUAGCAAUUUUUUUCAAUUGAGCCAAAUUUAUAGUUUUUUUUUAAUGUAUUUUGUGCUUGACAAUUUAUUGGGGCUCCCAAUUUUUAUAUGACUGCCUUUUUAAAUAUGAAUGUCAGCAAAACCUUACAAUACUUAAAAAUAGAUACCUAACGUUUAACAUUUCCAGAAGUUUGUGCAAAUUUGUGUUAAAAUUAUGCACUGUAAAUAAAAUGUUUAUUUUUUAGAAGCAUUUAUAUGGAGGGAAAUAAAACCUAACAUGGGCAUUUGAACACCAUUGUAACUUACUUUAGUUGUCAACACUAUGUAUGUACACAUUCACAUUUAACUAAAUUCAAUGUUAAAUUUCGGCUGCUGGAAUUAAAAUUUUCAUUGUUACAAAAUCUAAUUUUUGUUUGGAUGUACAUUAAAGGUAUUGUAUUUCCUGUAAAAAUACUGUUUCUAGUUCUGUUUCACAGUGUAAUGAAUUUGUCUACAAAUAAUUUAGAGAAAUACAAAACAAAUGCUAUGAAAUUACCUAACUUUUUUGUUGUAUAUUUCAUCAUUCAUUAAAUAAGACUGAAUUUGUAAUAAAUAUAAAAAAAUGUUAAGCAAUAAUUGGUUUAAGAAAGAUGGUAUGUACUGAAUAUUUUAUCAAAUAUCAUUUUAUCAAAUAUUUUAUUUUUGCUCUAAAUUGUGAUAUGCCUCACACUGAUAGUUUAACCAACAAGAUAUUUUUGAAUGAACAAAUUGGUGAAGGAUAAAAAAAGGCUUAAUCAUUGAUUAAGAAUGUAUUUACAGUUAAUGCUUAGAGUUCCUGCUAAACUUUGUAAUUACUGUAUGAUAUGUAUAUAAAAAUAGUGUGUAAUUUUUUAAAGUGCCAUUUAACAUGAAAAUGAUGUAUGAAAAGGUACAGUACAAAUGUUUGGUUGUAAAAACUUUAAUGUGUAAUAUGUCAUAUGAAUUAUGUGCCAAGAAAAGCCUGAACCUUACAUAGAUGUGAGUUUGUGCUUAGCAAUUUAUUGGGGGUUCCCAAUUUUUAUAUGAAUUGUCUUUUUAAAUUUGAGUGUCAGCACUACCUUACAAUACUGAGAAAUAGAUAAGGUGUAGCAUUUUCAGAAGUUUGUGCAAAUUUGAAAUGUUAAUUAACAGAAUUUUUGUUUUCAUGUUAGUAAGAUUUGGUUCUUUUACUUGUAAAUUAUUUUUUUGUUAAAUGUAAUUGAAAUCCAACAAUAUGUGCUUUGAGUAACAACAAAUACUAAAUACCAUAUCUACUCAAAUAAAAUGCACGUAAAUUUCUUAAAAUGUGUUUUGGAGUAUGGUGCAGGGCAGCGAUGCACACCACAAGUUCUGUCAAGCCCCAUAGUUGAUUAACUGGCUUAUCGGACAAGUCUUUUCGUGGUUCUAUAUGUGCGUUUCUGUUAGAAAGACAUUGCAAAGAUUACUAAGCUCAGACUUAUUUGAGAGCAUUGUUAUUCGGGUAAAUACAGUGAUAUUUUUAUGAAUAUAAUAUAGUUUAACAUUUCAAGGGCAGAAAAUUAGAGAGAUGACAUAUUGUGUAAUUAACAGAUGGUUGCAUAGCCACGUUCAAUCUUUAAUUGCCUUGGUUCAUGUGAUGCGAUCUUAGGAGUCCAUGAUUUUGUGAAGCACUGCUAGGGAAAACUUGAGUGACUGAUUUUUUUUUUUUAACUUGCAGCCAUGGAAUUGGGACGAUUGAAGUGCCUAGUUCUAAAGUACCUCUCAAAUCUCAAAGCUUAUCUUUUGUAUUAAAAAUAACCUGCUGUAAAUUAACAGUUAAAUUUUUUUUAGUUAUUAACUAAUGUAACUGUUAAUGGUGAUCCUCAUCUGUUGUAUUUUUGUCAUGUUAUACUUAUUGAUGUGGCUGGGAAACUUCUUUUCCACUUCAAUUUGAACCGGAUUAUAAAAAUAACCUGAACAUGCUGAAUGAAACUACCAAAUGUAUGGCUCACCGUUAACUGUAGUGCCAGGCUGGCUACAUUCUGGAAAAGUCUAGGAUUGAUAAUGAAAAGUCGGUGAAAAUGUUAUUACUGAUGUUUGUGGCCAUCCUACAGACUGAGCUCUGAACUGAAUGUGAGUUGAUAUGCGAAUUUCAUUUAAUGCAACUCUUGGAGUGCCUUGCUGCACGUAUCAACUGAAAAGUGAUCUUACAGCUGAGGUUUUCUUUCCUCACUGUAAAAAUACACUGUUCCAGCUAAUACAACUUUUCUUAAUGGAAGAAUAUUAUUUCUUUUAAUCAUAUGUAUGUCUUAAAAAUGGCACACUUCAUAUAUUAUUUACUAGCUGAUAUACCCACACAUUGCUUCUAAAGUCCAGUGGCAGAAACUCGUACUAAUUUGGCCCUGUUCAUGCCACACCUUCAACAAAAAAAAAUAAUUGUAAUUUUGAAAAUCAUAUGAAUAAAAAAUAAUUUAAAUUUAAGAAUUAUUGGAAAAAAUAUAUAAAUAAAAAAUGCCAUUUUGUUUUUAAAGACCUUCAAAUUUACAUUUAAUUAACUAAAUGCAUGAAAGAUUAAAUCUCGAUCCGAAAGCAAAUGAGGCGUUAAACGCUGUGGUACCCGUUGUCAUGGAGAUGAACAAAGAAAAAACAAUGGUGACCAUGGAGAAAAUUUGGUCGAAAAUUGCUGGAAAAAAAAAAACAACAAAAGAACUAAAGUGAAUUUUGAGAAAUUGGCUUUGAUCUGCAAACCAUUCUUGGAUACCUAAUCCUCAUGCCAAAUUUUAUGCCCUUGGGCUUUGCCAUCUAUGUGCUUCAUGAGCAAUGGAUAGACACAAAUUUUUUCCCAAGUUUCAAAUGUAUUUGUAUAAAAGAAUAUUUUGUCAGUUUGAUGUGAAUGUCUGUAAAUAACUUUGUCAUUAUACUAAUUAUGUAAUUAGUAUAAGUACUCAUUUUACGCACAGAAAAAUAUUUAAUGUGAGUGAGUGAUGUAUGCAGUAUUUCUUUUGUGUGUUUUUUGAUAUACAGAGCAUUUUAAAUUAUACAUUCACAUUUGUGUUGGGCGGAAUAAAAUCCAUAACCUGUGAAGUUUUUUUGUCAUGUAAAUAAAAUUGUACUGCUUUGUCAAGUUGAUGACUCACAUUGAGUCCAUGCUGCUCUUGUUAAUGUAAGCAAAUUUGCAUUUUUGUUAUUAAAUACACAUUUUAUACCACAUUAUGUAUUUUUCAUUUAUUGGAAUAAUUUUUUCCUAUUUAGUGCAACCAUACUGUUAUUCACCUUACGUAAUGGUGCUUUGGGUCAUGUGUAAUACUCAAUAGGUACCUCACUUGAUUUACUUUCAAUGUUCUGCAACCGGUUCAGUUACAGAUUGUAUCCUUUGUGCUAAAUAAUUUUGGUUCAUCAGGUGAAGUUCCAUUAAAAGAGAUCAAAUUAAAUGUUGAAAAAUUGAAACAGUUGGUUGAAAAAUAAGGCAGUGCAAAUAAAUCAAAACUGUGUAUUAGUCUAUUAUUAUAUGGGCUGAUUUUGUAAAAAAAUAAACUAUUCUUUUUUAAAAAAAAGUUCUCAUGUUCAUUUGAUAUUUAUUGCUACACACAUUCACUCUUGGUAGCACUAGAAAUAUAAUUUCAAUCAGCUGUUGAAUGGGGGAGGGGUUGUUUGUAUGGUGGGGAUAUUAUAUAUUUUCAUUUUGCUUAUAACUUAUUAACUAAUAUAGAUUUCGAAAUGAUGCUUGCUUGAUAUGUAAGACAACGAUGCUCUUAUCAAAGUCCCUUUCUUCAAAAACAUGCAUAAAUUAUGGUUCAAACCUAGACAAUACACUUAUGCAUAUUAGUAAAGAUUAGUAUAAAACCAUAAUUUAUGCACAUUUUUGAAAAAAGGGGCUUUGAUAAAAGCAUCGUUGUCUUACAUAUCAAGCAAGCACCAUUUUUAAAUCUGUAUUAGUUAAUGUUAUAAGCAAAAUGAAAAUAGCAUUGAAUCUUAUGAGGUUAACGCGGGUUGCGUAGUGCCCCUGAAACACUGGAGUGGCCUCUUAAGGGAAGUGACUAAUUUUUGCAUUUCUCAUCUGCAGAUGACUGAGAACCAGGUGUGGAACUUGGGGCAGAAGCUGUCGCAGUCGCUCAUACACCACCACAGAGUUCCAACAUGGCAGCUGUCGCCUGAUGUUCCCGAGCAUUCCUGUGCCUGGCCAUGAAGUUUCUGAGCAACUCGUCUGUGUACCGCAUCUCGGCCCGCACCUGACUCCAGCUACCUGUGCCCUGGGGGGCGGUGGUGACAACCGAUUAGAAGUUUGCCCUGAACUGGUGAAGCUCGAGCUGUGUAGCGUCUGUGCAACCUCCCGACCAUGUCGAGAUGCUGCAGGCGUCCACAGCAAACCUACUCCAUGCCACGGAUCCCUUGCUGUGUGAGCGGACACCAUAUCUAGGCACACCGUAAAAUUAUCAAUUUUUUUAUUAGUUUCACCUGUAUAUACUACGUAUAACAGUUUGUUUCGUUAUUGUUUGAAAUUUAUUCUUAAAGCAUUAAAGAUGUUACUAUGAACUUUAGGAAUUAUACUUAAAUACACUGUACUUUAAGGAAGCCCGAAAUUAGCCAAAGAAAUUAUAACGACGUAACAAUUAUUGUUGAAACUAAGUAAUUUUUUUCGGUUUGUAUCUCCCAAAUUCAUUGUAAACUCGUCGUAAAGUCGUAUGACAAAAUUACAGCGUGAGACGUAGGUCACAUCGAAAGGAUGUGUUUGUUUACCUUUGCCGCGUAAUAAAUGUAUUGCUACAUGAGGUAACAAAAACCUACAAAAAAACAUGGAACCAAAAAAAUUGGAACUGCAAUGACCUAGUUAGGAGAAACGUGUUUGAGGGGGUUUAGGCAAACCUAGCCUUCCUUAAAGUUGGACUUCAAAAUGAAAAAUUUUUUUUAUGAAAUUUAUAAGUAUGGUAGUAAAAGUACUUAGAAAUGCCAGAUACUACUGACAAAAUAUUGUUACAGUUACAAACUUAAACAAGUUCAUUGUUCUUUAAAAUUUAUAACUAUGGCUGAUUUUUUAUUGCACAAAAACACUUGUUUUUGCAGGUUGCUGUUAGCUGGCCUGGCUUUGGGGGUCAAUACUUUUGUGACUUCCAACAGUUGGCGUUACAAAUUCUAGCAGCAAUGUUAAGACAUGUGAAUCUCGCUCUUCUGUGCAUCUACAGUUUUUGUAUUCAAUGUUUUUUCCAGGUAUUGUGUUUGAAGUGGAAGAUAUUGGCAAUUAUCUUAAGUAGGGUUUAUUUCACGCACACAAAAAAAAAUAGUUUUGUUCAUAGGAUAUGAAGUAGAUAUUUUCACAUUCUUGUGGAAAUCUUUGCCAACAACGCUUCUACUAGUAGAGCUACAAAAGCAUUUUUUGACACCAAAAAUUUAUUUGCCUAGUUAUAACUUGACACAAGAUUUUGUAGUUUUUAGUUCAAUUCAGUGUUUUAAACGUGGCAUGUCAGUGUCAUUGUUAAUAGUUUUAUAAAUUCUGUUUAAUAAUACUUACUCCACCAAAGUUAUGAUAAAAAAAAUUUAAUUUCAAACAAUGAGCUGCACAAUCUAACAAAAUAAAUUACCUUUUUAGUAGUACCCUAUCGAAUCAGUUAAAUUCUUGUAACUCUUGCUGCUUUAUUUGCCAAGAAUUUCUCUAGGAACUUGAUAAAAAAAAACCAGUGACAAUGUCGAAAGCAGCAUAAUGUGUAUCAUCCUAACUGUGAAUUGUGUACAAUAUUUGUUUUGCUAAAAUAUUUGUUGAAUAAUUUAUUGAUAUAAAUGUUCACACAUACAAAGAAUUCAAUAAAUGCAAAUUAGGUAGGUUUUAUUCAAAACCUGUUGGGGAUAGGAAAUUUGGUUCGAGAAAAUUUCAGGCAGGAAAAAUAAGUUUUCCACAAAAGCAGAAUAGGAAUUAAUUUGAGGUUAUAUAUUAAAAAAAUUUAGUCACUUUUUCGAAGGAAAAAUGUUAAUUUUAUUGUGUACACCCAAAUUUUACAUUGCUAAAGGCAGAUAAUUUUCAUGGUUCACAAAAAUACCACAAAAAAUGGCUAACCUUAAUUAUUAGGUAACCACAAAAUUAUUCAAAAAGUCCUAUUUGUUGAAAUUAGUUCAUUAACCUAAAUGAUUCACUCGUUUAAGUUAUUUAUGAUGGUCACUUACCCAUUCAGGGAAGUUACAAACAUUUGCAGUAAAUUUUCACUCAAUUUUAUCACUUAUUUACGUAUGUUGCUUUCAAGGUGCAAGUCACAAAGUUUAUAACAUCCUAGAUAAAUGCAGCAAGUAAGCAACUAACUACUGUGUGAACAUUUAUAGAUCACAACUAUAGUUUCAACUACUGCAUUCACAUUUUGCCAAUAGCAUAACAGGUCCUGUGAUUUUUUUGAAGUAGGUAGUCCAUGUUUAAAGUUUUUUUUUUUUCAUUACUAUAGCAUGUCUCACACUUGGAUACCAAUGUGCAUUCUGUGUUUCCAAUGCCCAAUUUCUGCCACAAGUGCUGUUCUUGUUCACUGUUCCCUGUAGCCGGACAUGCUUAUAUUGACAACUGCAAUUAUACUAUCUAUAGAGACAAAUGUAUGGUCUUAAAAUCAACACAAAGUAAAUAAUUUAAAAAAAUUAAAAUUCUCUGUAAUUUAAGAUGGUUUACAAAAUGAUAUUUCGUGUUUUUUUAGCCAUGUCUAAUUCUUAAUUUUCAGUCAUUGAAAUAUUUCACCAAUAUGUAACUUUGAUUACAGAAUUCAAUUUUUGAAAUAUACCUAAAUAAUGUGAUUGUUUACAAAUGUGCUUGUGAAAAUUUGUCAUUCUGUUGAUAAUAGUUUGUUUGAACUGAUCAAAAUGGUGUGUUUCCAAGUGCUUGCAUGUAUUGAAUUAGGUUAGAGUGCUUACACUACUUUGGCACCAGAAUAUUUAUACUACCAGAAUAGAAUCAAAUGCAAUGACACAAGAAAAACUGUUAUCCCAUCCAGAUGGUUAUCUUCCAUUCCAAUUGUAUACAUUUGUAGAAACAGAACUAUUAAUGUUUUUUUAACUCUGGUAUGAGAUGAUUAAAAUAGAAUAAAUACUUGUUUGAUGAUGCAAAUGUAAACCGACCAUCAAAUGUCAAAACCAUCAGAUUUUUCUAACUCUAGUAAUUACUAACUUAGAGGAAGGAAUUUAUAUGUAUUUUUUUUUUUUUUUCAAUUUAAAAAUAAGGCCAAAAUUCCACGGUUUUUGCUUGCAAAAAAAAUGUGCAAUUGGUCAUUUCUUUAACUGCAUAAUUCAAAAACCAGAAAAAAAACAAAUCAAAUUCCUUCCUCUAAGUUAAUAAUUACUAUGGCUACCAUAAUAUCAAAGUUCAGAAAAAUCCUAGCACCUCUUGUUUAAUAGUCAUUUUUAUUGGUUGACUUAUGCACAUUGUAAUUAUGAAUUAUUUUUGUGUACAUAAUGUUUACAGAUGUAUGUUAAACUGUUCAUUAAUUAUGUCGAUUGGAAAUAAAAUUUCAUUUUAAAUAGGAAACAAUGUUUUUCUUAUUUACCUACCUUAAUUAAAUUUUUUACAUAAUAAACUAGGAAUGAAUUUUUUGUGUGUUGGACUUAGGGCAGUUUUUUAAGGGAUUUUUAAAGCAAAAACAGGCA
This is a messenger RNA of Bacillus rossius redtenbacheri, 13181 nucleotides long. It is a transcript of the gene Sema5c, whose product is annotated as semaphorin-5A. The record is from RefSeq and is a predicted model, not a curated record. Bases 814 to 3963 code for a protein of 1049 amino acids. Gene Ontology annotation, biological process: positive regulation of cell migration; negative regulation of axon extension involved in axon guidance; semaphorin-plexin signaling pathway. Lineage: Eukaryota; Metazoa; Arthropoda; Insecta; Phasmatodea; Bacillidae. The transcript is spliced from 16 exons. Gene Ontology annotation, molecular function: chemorepellent activity; semaphorin receptor binding.